CAUAUAAUUUUUAAAAGUAAUAAACGAAAUAUUAUAUUGAUUUCGAUUAAACGAAGCGACUCAUCUUUCUCUGAUUUAUUUCAUUAUUUCUCCUACCCUCCUCAAACCCUAAUAUUAUAUACUACUCAUUUCUGUUGGAUUCAAAACUUGAAUUAUUUCAGAUGAUUAAUUAAUGAUAUUAUUCUUCCGUUGUGCAUCUCUUAGAAAACGUCAAAUGCAGAAAACUAAUUUACAUUUUGAUACAAAGAUUGCACACUUCUUGCCUGCCAUUCGUGGUCCUUUUUAUUCGGCAUGAGACAACUUACCUAACAGCUUUUCUAUCGAUAUUAUCAAGGAAGCACGUGCAUGAGCAAACAUUAUACGAUAUGCUCGAAGCUAAUGUAACUGUCACUCAACUAUAAAAUCUACUCGAGAGACCAUAUUUGUAUUUACAUCGCGAUAUAAUAAUAUAGAAUAUCAUUUCGCGGCAACAACAUUUCCUAUCAUACUAUGCAUGUCGAAACAUCUUCGAUACUUUGCCGCUAAUUAAUGUCGAUUAUUACAGCUCAUUUUUUAAUUUAACACUUGUUAAAUCCAAAUCAUUAAAAUAUCGUCUCUCGAGUUUUUUUUUAUUAAUUUAUUUUUAAAUAUAGAAAUCUGCCUUACCGAUGCUCGAUAAGUUAAUGACCACUAUAAGAAUUAUCAUUCGAGUAGUUGAUAACAUAGGGAUCAUCUUUACCGAUCGUUCUAAAUAUCAUUAAAGAGUGCCAUAUUUUCUCUGUUACACUAUAAUAACGUGUGUAAUCAUUUCAUUCACGAUCGAGGAAACGUUUUAAGACGUUACAAACUGUUUAAACAAUUUAUCCUAACAAAUUGUCUUGUAUUAAAAGGAACAUUAUCUAGACAACAACAUGAUCGAAUAGCACUAAUAUAAUAGUUAAUAUCUUGUUGACAGUGCCCAAAACAAAUGUCUUCUAAAGUGUUUGUUACUAUUGAUAUAUAAUUAAUAACCAAUAUAAUUAAUUAUAAAGAAUUUGUUGAGUCAUUUUGUUUCUAGUACUUAACAAUUAUGGCAAGAUAUUCGAGUGAUUCAGAUUCAGAUUAUAGCAGCAGAUACAGAAGAAAACACAGCAGAAAAUCUAGAUCUACCAGUUCGGAUACAAGUGAAUCAUCUCCGUAUCGUAAGAGAUCAUCUAGACAUUCUAAAUCAAAACGAAGGCAUCGUUCGCACUCCAGAAGCAGAGGCAGAGAUAGAAGCUCCAAAAGUUACAAAAGUGCCAGAAGCAAUUCGGGUGAUAGAGAUAAGCGUCGCUAUCGUUCACGUACACGCAGAUCCCAUUCUUCUGAUCGUAGCAAAAGAAAAAUCAGAUCUAAUUCUAGAGAUAAAUCUAGAAGUCGUUCCAGCAGUUCUCAAUCUACCGUUAAACCUCUACUUGAGAAAUCUAAUAAUCCCAUUACCAAAGAUGAUUUUUUAAUUGAACCACGUAUCAAGGAAAGCGUACUAGAAGAAAUUAAUUCUGAAGGGUUCACGCCUAAACAAUUUACUACAUCUUCUCAUACGAAAGAAAGCAAAUUUAAAAACAUUGUCAUCGAUAUUAGCGCAGAUACUAUUCAAAUUCCAACUGUUGCUGAUAUAAGCACCAUACCGGAAAGUAUAUUUCAUCCUUCGAUUAUGCAAGAUCAAGAAGCACGUUUUGAUAAAUGGGUUAAAAAACUUUAUACGCUUAGACAAAAAGCAUUGGUCGAUACGACGACGCAUUCUAAUUCUACUUGACAUCAUCUCUCUCUAUUACAACAUUUACAACAUUUUAUAUUUUACAUCUUGUAAAUAAAUGCAAAUGUCGUUCGUUAUAUUACAGUAAUAUAAUAAUAUAUUUAUUAUCUACAUUGCUCACAUUUAAUAAUCAUGACUUCUUUUCUUAUUUCUCCACAUAGAAUAUGUAGCUAGAUAAAAUUUAGCAAAACAAAACUGGGACACCCUGUAUGUAUACUUUUUAUUUUUCUAUGAUCUUACAAUAUAUAUCUUGCAUACAAUUUUACAAAUUUUAUAUACUUAUUAUUGAGUAAUAUAACUAAUAACAAUAAAAUAUAUGAUAUAAUAAUAUAGAAG
This is a messenger RNA of Polistes dominula (European paper wasp), 2089 nucleotides long. RefSeq lists its product as uncharacterized. Lineage: Eukaryota; Metazoa; Arthropoda; Insecta; Hymenoptera; Vespidae. The record is from RefSeq and is a predicted model, not a curated record.